Drosophila serrata is the source of this 4445-nucleotide messenger RNA. RefSeq names its product uncoordinated (gene unc). Gene Ontology annotation, molecular function: protein binding. The record is from RefSeq and is a predicted model, not a curated record. Lineage: Eukaryota; Metazoa; Arthropoda; Insecta; Diptera; Drosophilidae.
GUCACAGUCGAUGCACGAAACCCAGCUGGUGGUUGUUGCAGUGCCGCUCACUGGCCUUACCUCUCGCCUCUUGCCUCACCUGGGAUAAUUGCAUUCACUCGCACACAAAGGACGGUCGCGACAGGACCUAUUGGAAUCGAGUUCUGCCACGAGACCCCAGAUCCUGCGAUGAAAACCCGUCAAGUGCAGACGAGAUCCACGUCAAUGGCUUCCUGCCGGUCGAAGCAAUGGGUUCCAACUGUCCCCGGGAUACCCUGCGAGCGGGAGCGGAAGCAUGAGAUGGCGGCGCGUGAACGGGAGGAGCAGGUGAAGCGGGACAGGGCGUUGGCGGCGGCAGCAGCGGCCGCUCAGCGGGUGCGGCAGCAUCGCAUGGUCAGUGGCGAUAGGAAUCAACCAUCCAAUCGGGGCAGGACAAUGGCAGGAGCGGGAAAAAGCAGGCCAGGAUCAGGAAUCAGUAAGAUAUACGGCGGCAGUGGAUCAAAAGGAUCAAAAGGAGCACCCUCGGAAGCUCCACACAAACCCGAGUCGGCAGCCACAACUACUGAACCAGAGCACCGGACUCCAGAAAUCUCUGAGGAAUCCUCCAUGAAUCCCCAGGAUUCUGCUCCUUCCAAAAUGGAUUCCCGGCUUAGCAGCGAUGUCAAGGCGGAUCGCCUAAGGAUUCAGCUCGAAGAGCUGACCCAGCUGCCAGAGCAGCAAUUCGAGCAAGGAUUCCGUAAGUGGCUGGACCAGGAGGGCAUAGCCCGGGAAAUGCAUUCCCACCUAAGGGCAGAGCUCAUCAAUUGCUUUAAUAACACGGCUUUGGGACAGCUCCUAAACAAGGCCGCCGGCCUGCAAAUGUCCCAAUCGCAUGCCCUGCUUACCUCACCACUGGCCAUGGCAUUGCCCACUUUGGUGGCAGAGUUCCUGCACUCCCAGAACUGUCACUUCACUUUGUCCGUCUUCUGCAGCGAAAUGCCCCAUCGUCAUACUUUGCCCAAAUUCGAGAAUCGUCCAGAGUUCCGCUUCCGUACGGAUGAACUGCAGCAGGUUUUAAGUGCCGUACUAGGUGGUGGUGACCAAGAACUCCAACCUGAUCCGGAGUUUAACCGCUUGGUGGAGGGUCACUACGAGGAGGAUUUGGCGGGUCAAACCCAGAGUCUGCUAAUGGCUCUCGUGCGUUCAUUGGUGGAGACCAAGAAGCUGGUAAUUUCCCAAGAGAAGAUUAAGGUCACCCCCAUUGAUUGUGCCUCUCAAACGGAGCCGGCUGCCUGCCUGGAAGCUCGUCCCGAGGUGGACACCAGUCGCCUCUAUCAAACCGAAGAGCAGGAGCUAAUCCUCGGAGCCGAUGGCCGGAGUGUCUUUGUGGGGCCUCGCGUCUCCCAAUCCCUGCAUGCUGUCGAACAACAAAUGGCAGACUUAAUGAAAAAUCUACGCCUGCUAACCAAAUCCUGUGCACCGCCAGUGGAGGUGAUAUCCGAGGAAUCCUUCGAGCAACUCCUGAAGAAGGAACUCCGUGAACGUGAUCGUCUGACCAAGGCGGGGAAGAGUUUCAAUCCCGGUGAGCCGGUGAUCAAGUUGCCGGAAAAGCCACCCAAAAAGAAGGUCAAACCGAGCCAAGAGGAUGAAGUGGUCAACUCUGAAAUGGGUCCCAUUAUAUUACCCGCUGGUGAGGUGGAACUACCCCGAGUGCUGCCCCUGCAUCCGGAGCAAUUCUCCAGCCUGGCUGUGAUCCGGCAAUCCUUGGAUAAUGCCCAAAAGAAAACCAGACAGCCGCAAGCCCGGAUGUAUGUUUCCGUUCAACGCAUGGAGACUUUGAUGAGCGAUGUCAGCGGUUGCGUCCAGUUGCUCGGGAAUGUGCUGAAUCUAUCCAUGGAGCAGGAAUAUGCAGUGGGGCAGCAGAAGGGCUUCAAAGAGGGCUACUUGGAGGGCUUCAGUCAUGGUCACUUUAUGGGCGUUCAGGAGGGACGACUAAGAGAGCAACAUGAUCGCUUGAAAAACAAAAAGGAAACCUCAACUCAGGUGAAAGAAAAGUCCCUAAGGAGUAAAGCCACCCAGACGAGUAGGAAGAGAUUGACGCCCAAGAAUCACAUUUACAUACAAACGGAUGCCAAGUCCAUGGGCGAUGCCACCACCCAAGUUUACAUGGAGGUGAAAAGGACCUACGAACAAUGGAUCCAUGAGAUGCUGCACAGUGCCAGUGGUCAGUUGUUUCUCGAACGGGUGGAACUCUCCCUCAACAAGGCUCUCAAGUUGCAGAAACAGCGAUUGGACGAACUCUAUUUGGUGAAGUUAAGACACCAAGCAGAGAUCUUAAGACUUACCAGAAGACAAAACUCUUGGCGGACCAUGUGCCGGCGCGUUCAACGUGAUUCCCAUUUAUCCGCCGAGACUCAGGAACUUGUCCAGAAAAUCUUCCGCCUGCUGGAGCAUUAUGAGACCCAUCACCGUCUCCUGGUGGAGAAGAUUCAACAGACUGAGAUGGCCGCCGAGCAGGCCACUUGCAUUGUGCCCAUGUGGACUGGUCAGGAGAGUAAUCCAGCUGUUGAGGCUUCUUCUUCAGCUGCUACGGUUAAGGUAAACCUGGCUCUUCCUUCAUCCUCCUUGGCAGUCACAUCCUGCGAGGUAUCCAAGCCCAUACAGCCCAGUCAUCCUGUACAGUUGCCUGUUCAUCAUCCUGCUCCUUCAUUGGAGGUUAUGCCUCAUCCAUAUCCGGGUUUGACUUAUCAAUUGGUAGCUGUGGCACCAACAAGUGGCAUACCAGUUCCUGCGGCUUAUAUACCCGUUGAACCACGUCUGGCAUCACAUUAUAGAUAUUACAGGAACUCCGAUUCCAGUGAUCCUGUGGAUGUAACAGGAGCAGGAGGUCUUUCUGCCAGGACUAAUAAUCAUGGCAGGAAAUCGAUACUACCCAAAGAUACUUCAGUUAGCUCUCCUGAGACUCUUCCUGUUGCGAGUAAACUAGAUGCCGCUCCGCCAAGUCCUAAUACCCAAUCUCCCAAAAAUGAAGCUAAUGUUUCUCCGGCAAAAGUUGCCAGGGAGGAACCCCAACCGGCAAGGGUCAAAGCUGCAGAGGAAGCACCUUCCCCUGUCAUUGCUCCUGCUUCAGGAUCUUCUCAGCAAUUAAAGGAAACUCCACUUCAACCCUCUUCACCCCUAAAACCCCCUGUAAAACCUUUAGUACAUGAUGUGGCCACAAAUACCAUAGAACCUGCACCACCACAACCCAUACUAUCCCUAGGUCAAUCGAUCCAAGGACCAAGCUUUGAAGAGGCUCUGCUCAGUGCCAAGAAUCGCAUGAAGCAGCUGGAAGAGGAAAGUGACCUCCUGGAGCAAAGCUUUCUCAGUUAUCUGGAGAAGGCAAAGGCCACAGCAAUUACAAACAACCAGAAAUCCCACAAAGAACCCCUUAAACCACGUAAAAUUCCACCAAUCUCUCAAUUAAGAGAGCAGCAGGAACAAUUAGAUCGCACUUUGGACACCUUCAUGGUUCAGCAUCGAAGUAUACGCCUAGAAGAUUCAACUCUCAGACAGGAGGAACUGCAAAAUCAGCCUCCCACGGUGGACUCCAAGUUAUCCUCACCCAUCUGGCUAUCGGAGGUAGAGGAGAACCCUGGCCAGGACAAGUAUCACUUUACAAAUGCCAUUUCCGAGGCUCGAAAAAAACUGCUGGCAGAGAUUAAUCUGGAGAAGAAGGUGGCAGAGAUAGAGCAACAGGAGCAGAAGGAGAAACUCCAGCCACCGACUGAAUGGAUACCAGCAGAGAUGCCCAAGGUUUUGAGUGUUGUCAAACCCACGGAACUUUCCGAUAUUACACCCUCGAGGAGCAGCAGCAAUGAUGAGAUGAGAUCGCUCCUUCGGCGAGCUAAGAAUGCUCUGGGCCUGCGAUCCCCUAAUCCCCUUUUGGAUAGCAGCACCGAUAGCUCCAGCCUGGAGGAUCCCUCCCUGAAAGUGACCCGUUCGCCUAGUCAAAAGCUGCAGCAAUCCAUGGCCAAAAUGGAGCUACUUUUCGGUGGUCCUUUGGUGUCAAGUAAAACCAAGAUGCAAAAAUCUUCAAAGCUAAAUAAAUCUGCAGCGAGACCUUUUAGUGCUCCUACGACAGGAGCGGAGAAUGUGAGACUUGUGCCACCACGACCCCACACUGCACCCACUCUGUAUCCCAUCCAGGAAUCACAGCAAUCUCCUGGCCUCCAGGUGGAGAUCAGCACAAGUACCAGCACCAGUACAUCCCAAAGUAGCCUGCCCAGGGUGAGAUCACCUUGUGGAUCAUUCGAGGAGCUGGUUGACAGUGCAGUAAUGGGUCCAGAUACCACACCAGAGGUCUCAUUUAGUCAAGAUUUCUGGAAACGCAUGAACUUGUAGUUUAAGAUUUUACGGAAUUACUGUUGUUAGACAUUGUAUAAUUGUAAAUAUGUGUAAAUAUAAACAGAGGCCACCAACAGUGAGUGGUAUUUACCAAGAAUAAA